Acanthopagrus latus (yellowfin seabream) is the source of this 3907-nucleotide messenger RNA. RefSeq names its product golgi membrane protein 2 (gene golm2). NCBI's taxonomy places the organism in Eukaryota, Metazoa, Chordata, Actinopteri, Spariformes, Sparidae. The transcript is spliced from 10 exons. The record is from RefSeq and is a predicted model, not a curated record. The coding region runs from base 1409 to 2851 and encodes 480 amino acids.
UUAGUUCUUUUAAAAGAAACGAGACAUCAGGCUGCUUGAAAUGUUGAAGUAAAUUCCAUAAGAUUGCAUGAAGGUAGACUUUAGAGUUAGGCCCCUGAAAGCUUAUUCUUCUGGAUGCCCACAAUUAGAAAGCACCGCUUAUCUUCAUUAGUUAGAUCAUCAGAGGGAAGUGUUUGCUCAGUUUACACGUUUUUUUCAAAGGCUGUUUUCAGUGAGAGUGCUGUCAUAGAAAUGGACAUGCAGGUCUGUGUUGUCAAAACUGACACGUCCAACACUUCCUGAACACGCAAAAUAUGAAUACAUAAUUAAAUCUGGCUCCUUAUUUCAUUAUAUCUGUAAAGUCUGUUCUCAUUCAGCCAUGUGCUUCCGGUCUGGCGGCGUCAGAGUCGAAACGUAAGUCGCCAUGUUUUCGUCCAGUUGUAUUGCCGAUCGAUGAUUGUCCUCCAUCAUUUAUAUCACGAGUUGAAGACCUUAGGCCUACAGACUAUAAACUGGCUCAUGGGCGUCGACUAAGCGAUGAAUCGAUGCGUUCAAGAGACAAAUGCCUAGCGUUAUUCGCGCUUCUUCGGACUUUUAUUUUGAAGCGGCGGCAGAGCGGAAACCACGCGGACUGUCCGCAGCUAGCUUGACGCGGCGCAGGGAUCAUGUUUGGUCGGCAGCGAGUUGAGGAGAGUGUGACACAAAGCCCGUGUCCUUAGUGUUCGCAAGGGGUUUGGUCAGUUGUGUCACCGGGGUCAUCUCCGUCCUUCGCGAGCAAAAAAGUCGACACCCCCCUCUCGUCUGACAGCAGCUAAUUGUGUUUCUCGCAUCUUCCGUCGCUAGCUAGUGUGAAGUGGUUAGCUGGACAUCGUUAACGUUCAAUGGGAGCUAACGUUAACGGCAGGUCGGCAUCGAAAAUCAUCACUGGUCCUAUUUGGCGGCGAUUCUGCGAUUAAAGGAGCUCCGGGCGUCAGUGCACGCAGUCCUGAGGCAAGAAAAUAAGAGCGAGGAGAAGAAGUCGCCGAGGGCUAAUGUUGUACAGCUAGCCGUGUGGCGUGUAGUCGCUCUCCUCGGUGCCACGGAGCCGUGUAGCUGUCCACGUCUCGUCUCGUCUGCUGUGUUUAACGUUGCCAGCUGAGCUAGGCCACGUCCCUGCGGGCGUAUCUCAUCCAGCCCACUGACAUUGGACGAGUUGCAGAGAAGAUGCCUGGUGUGCGGAAGGAGGAAGGAGAGUAAAGACCCGAAGAAAUGUGAAAAGUCUUGAACAUUCAUGACUGUCUUUCUGUGUGGCGUUUGCGUUUCCGAGCGGUUGCCGCAUAUACGCGGCAUGUCACGUAGACGGAUGUGUUUUACAGCGGGAGAAUACUCUCAUUGAGCUCUGUAGGUUGCGGUUUACAACCUGAAGUAAAGACACACUUUGUUUUUUGAAAUGGUUGGGUUUGGUGCAAACCGACGGGGAGGCCGCCUCCCGUCCUUCAUCCUCAUCUUCUUGAUGGUGAUCAUCGCCAUACUGUCUUUCAACUACUGGACAGUGUCCAACAGGCACGGCCGCCUGCUGGAUGAGCUGGCGGAGGUGCAGACGCAGGUGAAGCGCACGGACGCGGCGCGGAGCCGGCUGGAGAAGCGGAACUCGGAGCUGAUGGUGCAGGUGGACACGCACAGGAAGCAGAUCGACCAGAAGGAUGGAGACUACAGCGUGCUGGAGGGCAAGCUGCAGGCCCGAGAGGCGCUCAUCAAAAAGUGCACUGAUGAUAAGAUGAAGGUGCAAAAUGAUGUCACAGCGCAAAUGACAGAAAUCCAGAGGCUGAAAGAACAGCUAAAGGAGCUGAAGCAGGAGUUCAUGAAGCAAGAAGAGCAGCUAAGGGAAGUGAAGAAAAAUAGCACUACGUUGGAGAGAAAACUGGAGUAUGAGAGUUUACAGUGUGGACGCCAAAUUGCACAACUGAAAGACGAAUAUGAAGAAACAAAAAAGACCCUGGAGGAAGAAGCAACAAAGCUAAGACAGAGUUUGAUGGACGGCCAAAAGGGCAUAGUGGCAGGUAGACAUGCUGAUGGAGCACCUGGUGCGGAGCUGGGUGGAGAGCGCCAUACAGUGGCCACUCGCCGACAUGACAGUCCAGAUUUAAAAGAGAUGGGUAAGCCUGGCAGUGAUGCUGGCAUGCCUGGUAUUGAAGACAGCGAGGUGGGCAAAAUCGAUGAUGUGCAAUUUGCCUUGAAGAAACCAGCGAUCACUCAGAAGCAUGACGAGGCCCCAGAUGCGGUUGUGGGAGCCGGUGCUGGACCCGGAGUCGGGGCAGCUGAUGGUCCCGGGGGCCAGGGCCUGUCACUGGACCAGCCCAGGCUCCAGCAGGACAGAGUGGACAGCCGAGCAGCAGUGAUCGCACCUCAGGGCAUCGUCAAACAGGCAGACAAAACGGUAGUGUUCGAAGAAGACAACAAGGCAGGUAUCAAGGCAGACGAGCUGGGAGAACAACAAAGACAACUUCAAGCUCCUGAUAAUGUCAAGGGUGAAGGCGAACACCUGAAGGGGAUUCCUCUGCCUCCCAACCCUGCCCAGGUACCCAACCCCAUCCAGCUUCACCGCGCCAAAGACCACAUUCAAGCAGAGCCAGUGCACCACCGCCAAAGCCGGUUCUUUGAUGAGAACGAGUCCCCAGUAGAUCCGCAACACGGCUCUAAGCUUGCGGACUACAAUGGGGAUGAUGGGAACGUUGGUGAGUAUGAGGCCGACAAGCAGGCCGAGCUGGCCUACAAUGAGGAAGAGGAUGGUGAUGGUGGGGAGGAAGACGUUCAAGAUGAUGACGAUCGAGACAUGCAGGGGGAGCGCGCGGUGGAUUACGGGAAAAGACACCAAGCCAUUGACAUUCUUUGAAUGGGGGAACUCGUACAGCUGUAGCUCAUUGAAAACAUUCAGACCUUUUCUCUACAACCAUGGUCCUUCUUGACAAAAAUAGUUUGAGCAUCAACGUGUUUAAGAAUUUAUAGGGUGCAUCCUCAUCGUCACGGACUAUUUUGAAAAACAGACUUUGCAACUAAUGAAUUAAUUCUGAAUAACAUAAUACAAAGAGAAAAAAAAAUCCUGGCGUCGUCCUGAGCUGCUGUUUUUUUUUUUUUUGCUAGUGGUUCUAAGUUAUGACAGUAGAGAUGAUAUCAUGUAUACUGACUGUUGACUUUUGUUAUCUGAUAACUGCCUCGGUUCAUAAAGGAGUGGUCUAAAAAGAGCCCUGUCGACUCGUACCUGAACCUCAAGGUCCAACUGUGUUUCUUUCUUUUCUUCUUCUUUUUUAUUUUUUUGUUGCUACUUUCCUUUUCAGGUUGCUGAUGCUUGAUACAAACAAACUCUUCACCUGAGUUGUAUAUCAAAGAGACUAAUUUGGCGUUCUGCCUUUCUAACAUCAUUUUUGGACUCAAACACGGAAGGUAUUUUUUGAUUUUUCUUUUUUUUUUUUUCAUUUAGAGGAGCGGGAAUGCAUUACAAAUGCCAAGGACUCUGCUUAUGGCCUAUUAAAUCAAUUUCUUUUCUUUGUGACAGACACUCAAAAGUGCUCCUCAAUCUGUUGUUCCUUUUUUUUUUUCAAUGAUGCCGUUGCAUGCAUUUGAACCUUUUUAUUAAUAAUCAAACUGAGCAAAAUACUGAUGCUUAAGCAAUACUUAGAGCGAUUUUAGUAUCCUCCACGGUGUGCAGAGAUCAACUGAGCGCACAUGGAACUGACCUACUGUACACAUGCUUCCAUUAAUGAGGUCUAUUGUACAUAAUGUAGUUGAACUGUUACCAUUUGUACUGAGGAAAACUGAAAAUCCUCACCUUUAGGGAAAUCCAUGAACAUGAAAUCAGUUCUGUUGGUGAGGCUGGGGGGGGCAACGUGGGAUUUCUCAUGGAAAGGCACAUUGAAUGUAAUUUAAUUUUAUUAAAGGUGAUGCUUCAUGU